This is a messenger RNA of Cotesia congregata, 681 nucleotides long. The record is from the annotation of a GenBank genome assembly. Lineage: Eukaryota; Metazoa; Arthropoda; Insecta; Hymenoptera; Braconidae.
AUGAAAACUUUACCGCGUCUGCUUGAGAUUUUAGUGUCCGCCAGACAAUUAUUUAGCAUGGAACCAGUCAGACAAUUAUUUAACGUCCUUCAAGUUAUUUUUCGGCGCAUAUUUAUUUAUAUAAAAGACUUUAUUGUAAACGAAUUCAUACCCUUGAUCGUGGAUUUGAAUAAUUUCGAAGUAAGGGAAGAAAAAAUUAGGUAUUUAACAUUGUCCAAGCAACUGUUCGCCGACUUAGCAGCUUUCUUUAUUAUUUUCGCCCUCUUUGCAACAUUUCUGUACUUUUCAACGCAAUGCGCCUUGGAAAAUGAUCACUGUGCUCCUGCAAUUGAUCCUCAAUCCGAAAAUCCACCGGUAGUUGACCUGACGGAAGAAGAAAACGAUCGGGACUCGGUCUUUGAACUCCUGACGCUAAACCACCCCCGGGGUGACGCAUCAACGGGCCCAGAGAAAAUAAUUCCUCGAAGAAAGCACCAAAUAUUGAGAAAAUCGAGGCCUUACUGCAUUUCUACCGACAACGAGUCUUCCAGAUCGGUAAUUAGCAUAAAAACGACCCAGUCGCAGCACUCGCAGCCGGUUGUAGUUCAUCCAGACAUCAGGAGUAUAAACCCCGACGGGUUCAACAGCUGGAUCGUUCGUAGGACGAGGAGCGGUCAGAUUUACGGAAAAUAUCCGAUUUAG